Messenger RNA from Guillardia theta CCMP2712, 1152 nucleotides. RefSeq lists its product as hypothetical. The transcript has 3 exons. Gene Ontology annotation, biological process: lipid metabolic process. The record is from RefSeq and is a predicted model, not a curated record. NCBI's taxonomy places the organism in Eukaryota, Cryptophyceae, Pyrenomonadales, Geminigeraceae. Bases 1 to 1152 code for a protein of 383 amino acids.
AUGAGUGACUUCUUUCAAGUAGCGGCCACGGAGGAAGAUGACCCCACAUGGAAGUUGAUUCACUGGUACGCCAGAUUCGCCAACCUCUGUGGAUCGAAGCGGAAGGAAAGAGAAACAGAAGUGCGAGAGCUUUUCGAUGAAGAGGCUCGAUCCAACCGAUCAGAUGCCGAUCAGACUUUCGUCCAAGGCACCAGAGAUGUCGAUGUAUCUGUUGUAAGAGCGCCUGAAACUCAGGGGCUUGCAGUUGUAUCCGUCGACCAGGGUCGGGAUAGAGCGGUCAUAGCUGUUCGUGGUUCUGUUUGUGCAACGAAUUUUGUGCAAGCAUGCAAAGUUUGGCCUCGAAAGGAAUCGUUGAUACAAGAUGUCAGCUUUCAUACAGGUUUCGCAGAGGUUGCAGAUGAAUUGAUGGUUGAAAUUCUCCCUAAAUUAAACAAGGAUAUGAGGAUCAGUUUGACGGGGCACAGUCUGGGAGGUGCGGUUUCAACUAUACUUGGAAUGAGGCUCAAGACAAUGGGUUACAAUGUCAAUGAGAUCGUGAUCUUCGGGUCUCCGAAAUACGUUUGGGGCGACUCUGAUAGGUUGGUGAAUUCCUCUCUUUCGGUCCUCAGGAUUGAGCAUCACUUGGAUCCUGUAUGCUCAUUUCCAUCACACCCUGUGAUCAGCUUGUCAGGACACGCUCGGGCUUACUUCUCGGAGCUUAAUGGGAUAGCCAGGGCAGGGUUGGUUCAUAAGGGGUCGUUUAUCUCGGACAAUCUAGCUUCUGCUGACCAAAAUCUAUCCUGUGGCGGACAUCUUAUUUUUGGACCAAUUGAACAGCAUUGUGAGUGGGUGUCUGCCGAUCCCAUUCUUGGUUUCGAAAUUCCGCAGUCACAGUCAUCUUUGGCAUUCGUUGGCUAUCAGCACGUCGGACAGAAGUUGGUAAUAGGCAAGGAAUCCCAAGAUAUGAACACAGCGCCGAACAUGCAGAGCGGGAUGGCUGCACAUCGUUUGAACAGCUACAUAUCGCAUACGCAUUUGCUCUCUGGCGCUGCAAUGCAUCCACAAGUUGUGGACCAAGUUCUCCGGCUAGGCGCAACCGCUGAACAGAUGCCACUGGGUGACUAUGGAGACAUUGGAUCCGUCGCACCAAUGCCUGGAACCUUCAUGUUCUAA